GGCAGGCUCGAGGACCUUCGGCCCAAGAUGAGCUGCGCCACAGCCUCGCUCCCCUGUCUGGCUUCCUUCUAAGCUCCCGGAGGGGCAGGGAAGGAAAAGGUGGAGAGGGGUCCCGAGUCCUCCUCGAGUCAGGAUCCAGAAAACGGAGAGAGUGUCUGUGCCAGACGACAACCCUCGCCCCUCCGCUGGCCCCUCAACCCCCGAAUAGGGUCUUGGGUCAUCGGUGGGGCCGGGAGCCGAGGAUCGCUGGGAGAAUGGGGAGGAGGACUCAAAAGCGGGGGACGGACACGGAGAUUCGGGGUGACUCUAGCCGGCCCCCUUCCUUUCCCACACCUCGCGGAGGACACACCUCCCGGGCUGGGGUCCCCGCCCAGCUCCCCGCCUCGCACCUCCCCUGGCGCCGUCCUCGGCCCCGCCCCCUCCCUCCGGGUCCCUCCUUCUCCCGACCUCGUCCCUCCCUCUCUCCCUGCUCCCGACACCUCCUCUCCCCGACUCCCUCCGGACGCCGCUAAGUUUCUCCGCUCGGGACCCCGCGCAGAGCCGGGGCCGGGCCGGAGCGGCGUCCCCGCUGCCUUGUCCCCGCGCGCAGAGCCCGGCCCGGCCCCGACCCCACCGAGCCAUGCUGUGCGGCCGCUGGAGGAGCUGCCGCCGCCGGCCCGAGGAGCCCUCGGUGCCGGCCCAGGUCGCGACGUCCGUCGCCCUCGCGCCCCCGGACGGCGGCAGCAGGAGGCCCGGGCUGCGGGCGCUGAAGAAGAUGGGCCUGACGGAGGACGAGGACGUGCGCGCCAUGCUGCAGGGCUCCCGGCUCUGCAAGAUCCGCUCGCGGACGUGGCACAAGGAGCGGCUGUACCGGCUGCAGGAGGACGGCCUGAGCGUGUGGUUCCAGCGGCGCAUCCCGCGCGCGCCGUCGCAGCACAUCUUCUUCGUGCAGCACAUCGAGGCGGUCCGUGAGGGCCACCAGUCCGAGGGCCUGCGGCGCUUCGGGGGCGCCUUCCCGCCCGCGCGCUGCCUCACCAUCGCCUUCAAGGGCCGCCGCAAGAACUUGGACUUGGCGGCGGCCACGGCGGAAGAGGCUCAGCGCUGGGUGCGUGGCCUGGCCAAGCUGCGAGCGCGCCUCGACGCCAUGAGCCAGCGCGAACGUCUCGACCACUGGAUCCACGCCUAUCUGCACCGUGCAGACUCCGACCAGGACAGUAAGAUGAGCUUCAAGGAGAUCAAGAGCCUGCUCAGAAUGGUGAACGUGGACAUGAAUGACAUGUAUGCCUACCGCCUCUUCAAGGCCCGCUUUCCCCAGGCGUCCUCCACCUCUGAGCCGCUCCGCGCUGCCUUCCAGGAGUGCGACCACUCCAACAACGAACGGCUGGAGGGGGCUGAGAUUGAGGAGUUUCUGCGGCGGUUGCUGAAACGCCCUGAGCUGGAGGAGAUCUUCCAUCGGUACUCAGGCGAGGACCGCGUGCUGAGCGCCCCGGAGUUGCUGGAGUUCCUGGAGGACCAAAGGGAGGACGGCGCCACGCUGGCCCACGCCCAGAAGCUCAUCCACACCUAUGAGCUCAACGAGACAGCCAAGCAGCACGAACUGAUGACGCUGGAUGGCUUCAUGAUGUACCUGUUGUCACCUGAAGGGGCUGCCCUGGACCCGGCCCACACAUGUGUGUUCCAGGACAUGGGCCAGCCCCUCUCCCACUACUUCAUCUCCUCCUCACACAAUACAUACCUGACAGACUCUCAGAUCGGGGGGCUCAGCAGCACGGAGGCCUAUGUUAGGGCCUUUGCACAGGGCUGCCGCUGUGUGGAGCUGGACUGCUGGGAGGGACCAGGAGGGGAGCCCAUCAUCUAUCACGGCCACACCCUCACCUCCAAGAUCCUCUUCCGAGAUGUGGUCCAGACUGUGCGUGACCACGCCUUCACUCUGUCCCCGUACCCUGUCAUCCUAUCCCUCGAGAACCACUGUGGGCUGGAGCAGCAGGCCGUCAUGGCUCAUCACCUGCGCACCAUCCUGGGAGACGCGCUGGUGACACAGGGCCUGGACACGCAGAACCCUGAAGAGUUGCCAUCCCCAGAGCAGCUGAAGGGCCGGGUCCUGGUGAAGGGGAAGAAGCUGCCAGCUGCUCGGAGCGAGGAUGGUCGAAUUCUAUCCGACCAGGAGGAGGAAGAGGAAGAGGAAGAAGAAGAGGUGGAGGCUGCAGAACAGAGGCGGCGGGCCAAGCAGAUCUCCCCAGAGCUGUCGGCCCUGGUCGUGUACUGCUGUGCCACCCGCCUGCGGACCCUGCGCCCCAACCCGGUGCCACCCCAGCCCUGCCAGGUCAGCUCCCUCAGCGAGCGCAAGGCCAAGAAGCUCAUCCGAGAGGCAGGGAACAGCUUCGUCAGGCACAAUGCCCACCAACUGACCCGUGUCUACCCACUGGGGCUGCGGAUGAACUCAGCCAACUACAGCCCCCAGGAGAUGUGGAACUCAGGCUGUCAGCUGGUGGCCUUGAACUUCCAGACGCCAGGCUAUGAGAUGGACCUCAAUGCCGGGCGCUUCCUCAUCAACGGGCAGUGCGGCUACGUCCUGAAACCCGCCUGCCUGCGGCAGCCAGACACAACCUUUGACCCUGAGUGCCCUGGGCCCCCCAGGACCACUCUCACUAUCCAGGUGCUGACAGCGCAGCAGCUGCCCAAGCUGAACACGGAGAAGCCGAACUCCAUCGUGGACCCCCUGGUGCGUGUUGAGGUCCACGGUGUGCCCGCAGACUGUGCUCGAAAGGAGACCAACUACGUGCUCAACAACGGCUUCAACCCCCGCUGGGGGCAGUCCCUGCAGUUCCAGUUGCGGGCUCCGGAGCUGGCACUGGUCCGCUUCGUGGUGGAAGAUUACGACGCCACCUCCCCUAAUGACUUUGUGGGCCAGUUUACGCUGCCUCUCGACAGCCUGAAGCAAGGGUACCGCCACAUCCACCUGCUUUCCAAGGAUGGGGCCUCACUGUCGCCAGCCACGCUCUUCGUCCACAUCCGCGUCCAGCGCUUCUGAGGGUGGGACUGACCUAUGCUGGGGCUCCACGGGCGCCAGGCUGCGUCCCUUGGCAGAGGCUCUCUCCCCCUGUGGAGCAGAGGGGUAGAGGGAGGCCCAGCCCCUCCAGCCUGCUCACUUUGCCCACUCCACUCUGGUCUCAGCGGGGUGCUGGGGACUGCUUUGGUCCCCCAGAGAACAGGCCGUGACCCUGGAGCCUUGAGACGGCCCCAGUUCCUCCGAUUCUUGGCCCACUCCCUCCCUCAUCGUGGCUCAUGAAGAGCCAGACCUGUUGCUGCCAGAUUUGGGGUGGACACCGGAGCCUUCAGCUCUUCUCUGCCCCCCAGGGGGCCUGGUCCAGCCCUCUUCUUGCCCCCAUCCCACCCCAGGCAUUAGCCAUCCCCCGAGCCCCUCCCCUCACCAGGCUUUCCUGGGUUCCUCCCUCGAGCUCUUGAACUUGAGCUCCCUCUUCUAGGAAGCCUGGAAGCAGGUUUUAACUUGUGUCAUAGAAGGGUGCGGGAGAGGACAGUAGAACAAGACUAUUGAUUAAAAAAUAAUAAUAAUAAAGAA
Mustela lutreola (European mink) is the source of this 3559-nucleotide messenger RNA. It is a transcript of the gene PLCD3, whose product is annotated as phospholipase C delta 3. Gene Ontology annotation, molecular function: phosphatidylinositol-4,5-bisphosphate phospholipase C activity. Lineage: Eukaryota; Metazoa; Chordata; Mammalia; Carnivora; Mustelidae. The transcript has 15 exons. The coding region runs from base 620 to 3010 and encodes 796 amino acids. Gene Ontology annotation, biological process: lipid metabolic process; intracellular signal transduction. The record is from RefSeq and is a predicted model, not a curated record.